Messenger RNA from Closterium sp. Yama58-4, 7989 nucleotides. The record is from the annotation of a GenBank genome assembly. NCBI's taxonomy places the organism in Eukaryota, Viridiplantae, Streptophyta, Zygnematophyceae, Desmidiales, Closteriaceae.
AUGGUCGCCGCUGGCGUUCGCCACGAACGACAAACGGCGAGCAGCAUGAAGAAGAUCAACCUGGUGGACGUGAUGAAGAUUGAGACGGCAGGCGAGCGGGACGAGCAGGUGCUGCUGCACACCAAGUCGCGCGUGUGGCAGCUGCUGGUUGAUGGCGAGGCAGACCAGUUCGCGUCCACCGUGCAGCGCAACGCCAAGAUGUACCUGCAAAAGCACAUUCCAGUGCAGCGAGUUACAGGAGAGGAGAUCCUUAUAGUCACCAACGCAAGGGCUGAGUCGCUGCGUGCGUCCCCUGUGCUGUACGAGUUCUCAGUGAUGAAGAACAACGACCCUGCGAGUGGCAUGCAGAGGGAGAGGACGCUCGUGCUGACCAAGGAGUUCAUGGCGGAGAUGACUGGCAGCCAUGUGAUUGCGCUGCACAGUCUGAGCGACAUCCUAGGGCUGGUGGUAUCGGACAAGAACGAGAGCGAGGUGAUAGUGGAGCUGAGUGGGUGGCGGGCGACGCAGUACUUUGUGGCGGACAGGGAGGCGCUCGUGGGCAGCCUGGCGGAGGUCGCCAGCCACGCCAAGGCCCGCAACUUCUCCGUCCGCCUCGAGCCCUUCGCCCACCACACACUGCCCGAGAAGCCUUUGCCUCUUUACCAGAACGAGUAUGAGAUCUACCUGAUAGCGCGCUUCAUGACGGUGUUCCUGGCGCACCGGGAGAAUCUCUCAGAGCUGACGCAGGCGGACGUGGUGGCGCAGUGGCUGCCCAUGGUGAAGGAGUACGCCUGCAACAUGCACCCCGGCGACUCCCUCUGCAUCGACGCGCGCCCCAUGCUCGCUGUUGCUGAGAUGCUCCGAGCCAGCCUGGACUUAAAGCCAGGCCUGGGAGCAUCGUACGCGGUGACGUGCUGCUCAGUGGUGCAGCGCCUGCUGGGCACCCGAGGCGUGUUUGAAUCCGUAAAGUCCAACCCCGACUUCAUCAGCAUCCUCAUCAAGGCCUUGAAGCACCCAUCGUCCGUGGUGGCGUUUGCAGCAGCCAACACCAUCCGUGCAGCCAUAAAGCACUACUCAGCCGACUCACCUGCCCCUGACUCCCCUGCUGCUGCCAGAGCCUCGUCCGCUUCCUCCUUCCUCAUGCAAGCCUGGCCCGCCCAUGCAGAGGCGGCCAACAAGCACGUGGUGCUGAGUGGCGACAACCUGCAGGUGCUGGUGGCACGGCUGCAGACAGAUGCGCUCGUGCACCAGAAUGCACUGCAGGUGCAAGGCAUUCUGGAGAUCCUCACUCUGGCACUGAACCUGCCGCCAUCAUCUGAUGCCGAGGCAGAGAAGCACUGGAUGGAGACCCUAGAGAGCUCUCUACUCGUGGCUGCUGACGUCAUCAGUGCUAUUUCCCGAAGCCGCAGCAAUAUUAUGUACUGCAGCAACGCGCUGCUGAUCAAGACAAUCUUCACGCGCUGCUCUCCUGUAUUCAUCACUCGCUUUAGGGCUGUGAUUCUAUCCCGUGCAGUGGUGCUGCUGCUGCUGAAGAACGCGCUGUUCAACAAGCUGGAGAGGGCGAGGGACAUCAGUGCAGAGCUGCUGUUCCUCAUUGCUGAGAGCGACGCCAAAACACAGCAGCUGCUGGCAAAUCUGCUGCCCAAGGGUUUCUUCUUUGUGCUCAAGGACAAGACAGAAGCGGCAAGAAAGGCCGAGAUCGAGCUUUAUGUGAACGCUUUUGAUGGAAGUCGCCAUCUCCAACCCAACAGGAGGCAGCCAAGGCAGCAGCAGCAGGUGGUGCGAGCUCCACCUGAUCUUAUAAACUUCCAUGUUGUAUUGCAUGUUACAUCCAAUGAAGGACCAUUCGGUACUGCCAGCUCAAUCCUAGUGUCAAAUGUUUGGGAUUGCCAUUUUGCCCCAACCCAACAGGAGGCAGCCAAAGCCGCAGCAGCAGGCGGUGCAAGCGCCACCCUAGCAUCCGGGCUCAAAGUCGCAGCAGCAGCAGCAGCGGCAGCAGCAGCAGCCGCAGCCAGCACAAACACAGGCUCAACCCCUGGCAGUGGGGCUGCUGGGGGGGAAGGCAGUGGGGGAGCGGUGGGGAUGGGGGUUGGGAGUGGGGGAUUGGGGAGUGUGGUGGCGCUGGGGGUGUGGAAGGAGGCGCUGGAGAUGCUGAGGAGGAGGAGCAUCACGACGCCUGUGCUGGUGUGGAACGAUGCUAAGAGACACGAGCUGCACACGUACCUCAAGGAGCAAGUGGAGGCGUUUGAUGCGGCCCUGGGGCGGACGGGAGGCGGCAAGGAUAUUCACUUUAACACGGAUGACUGCGAGUGCUGCUACUCCCCUGCCAGUAACGAUAAUGACGUGUGCAAGACCAUAGUGGAGGGGGUUCACCUGGAGGUCCUCCUACAGCCCUCAGACGACUCCUCCCCUGCACUAGCGGCGCACUGGAAGCUGGACGACCCAGCUGCGCUCUUCACGGCCACGCUGCAGGCGCUGCUGCUGUGCUUCACACCGCUCUACGGCACGUGCGAGCUGCCCGAGAUCGAGCCGCGGCUGGCGGUGGACGCCCUCACAUGGAUUUACGAGCGGCACGAGGGGGAGAUUCGUGGCGUGGUGGAGAAUCUGCAUGUCGUGGAGCUCUUUGUGGCGAUGCUGCGGGAAGCGAUAGACAAUGACCAUGUGGUGUUCGCCUUCAAAUCGCUGCUGCUGCUGCGCAUCAUUCUCGAGAGGGCUGGUCGCCCUGCUGUCUCACGUUUUGUGAAGGCGGGAGGCAUGUCCAUCAUCCUGCCCCUCAUGGUCAACUCGCUUGCUAAGUGCUGCAAGGAUGAGACUCUCUUCGAGUGCGAUGCACCAAGUGUGAAGGACCGGGGGGCGAUUGAGGUGGUGCCAGUGGUGGGUGCGGACGGCGAGGUGCGGAUGGCGCGCGUGCCGUCCGGGCGGCAAGCAAAGGAGGGCGGCGCAAGCACUGUUCAUCAUGGGGGGAGCGUAGAGGCGAGGGAUGCGAUCAAGUGGCAGGAUGAGAGCGUGCCGGAGAAGCUGCAGCUGGGCAUGGCGCUAGAGCUGCUGGAAACUGUGUUAGAUGUCAUUGAGGUGCCAGGAGGCUUGGAGAGGUACCCCCCGCCCCUGCCUCUGGAGGACCUGGCUCGGCCGGAGCUGCUGUGCAGCCUCGUGCAGCUGCUGCUGCGGGCGAAAUCCCCACCUUCAGGAGAGGCCGUCCCCUCCAUAACAUUGAAAGUAUUGUCCUCCACCCACCUCUGGUACCAGGAUUCUCGAGGUGCUCUCCAUCCUGUGCCGCGGCAACAAGCAGGCGGCCAGAUUCUCGAGGUGCUCUCCAUCCUGUGCCGCGGCAACAAGCAGGCGGCCAGUGAGCUGCACCGCUACGGGUGCUUCCCGAUGCUGCUGUGGAAGGUGGUGGCGGGGGACAUCAGCCACGACGAUCGCACCCGCAUCCUCAAGUUCCUCGCCCGAACGCACCUGUUGCAGGACCCAUCAGCUUUAGAGCAUGCGCCAGUGAAGGGGUUGGUGGUGGUGGAGCAUCUGCCGUGGCAUGAGAGUAUUCUGCGGCUGUACCUGCCAGCUGGGCUCGUCUCCAAGCUCAUUCAGGAGGGCGCGGAGCUAUUCCUGUCGAAUCUCGACACGGAGGACAUAGACACGCCUGAGAUUGUGUGGAACGAGGACAUGAAGGAGCGCCUGAGAAGCUUCCUGGAAGCAGACCUGCAGCCGUACGUGCAGGCGCGGGCAGGGGACCCCCACGCGGUCUAUGUGUACGAGCCCAAGCCGCCACUCGUCUAUCCUGAGCUCGCAGGCACCAUCUUCGUGGCACCGGUGUAUCUGCACAACGUGCUGGACGCUGAGAGGUUCCCGGCGCACCAAGCGUUUGACUCCACGUCCUUCCACCACAGCGUGCUCAGAGAGUACGAGCGCAUUCUGCAGGCCACGUCAGCAGGGGGCGGUGGUGCAGUGACGUGGCGCCAAGAAGCCCCCCGCCUUGUGCUGCUGCUCAAGGCUCAGGCGGUGAUUCUGGACCGCUAUCCACAGAUCCCACUGGGUGCAGAGGCAGAGAGCGUGGUGAUCGACAUGGCCACCCCAGCGCUGCGCGUGUGCAUCGCUCAGAGGGACGACUGUCCGCCUCAGAUGGCCGACAUUCUGCAACAUGCUGCUAAGAUCCUCAGAGGGAUUGCGGCUACCAGAGACAAGGACGCGGACGUGUCUCAGCCGUCCAUCAACUUUGCCCUCAGCGUGCUGUCCUGUGGCGCGCGUGUGAAGUCGGAUGGGAGCUUCCCCGACUCCCCUGCCAAGUCCCCCCUCGAGCCCGCCCUCUCCUGCGCCCUCUCCAUCCUUGAGCUUGCCGCCUCCUCCAAGGAAGGGCGCAAGCAGCUGAGGGACGACGUGCGGUGGCGCAAGGGCUUCUGGUGGGCGCUGUGCUCCGCUGCAGGGGAGAGCAGCCGGGGCAGCGCAGAUGGCGUGCCGUGCUCGCUGGCCUUUGCUGCUCUUGACUGCCUCAAUCACUUUGCUGGGGACCGGGAUAUGUGCUACCGGCUGAUCAACCAGGCUCUUCAUCUGCCUCUGCUGCUCCUCGCCGUUCCAUCAGAGUCAACCCUUGAGGAUGAGCGGCGCCGCAAUGAAACAGGUCAGGAACCCAACUUCAGAGCGAAAGCAUUACAGCAGGUGGCAGCUGAAGUUCUCCGCACCCUCGCAAUCACCCUCGAGCAAGCCCUCCCGCCUGACGGCGAGCCGAGCCCCCGAGGCUCGCUGCUGCACAUGCAGCAGCAGGAGCAGCAGCAGCAGGAGCAGGAGCAGGGCGGCCUGCUUUCAUACGUCAUCCCCUGGGGGCUGCUAGACGCGCUCAAGAAUCCUGAUGCUGGGGCGGCGAAGCUUGUCGCGUUGGUGGGAGCGGACGGCGAGAUGCCGACCGCGAUCUGGAACGCGGCGGUGAGGGAGGAGCUGAGGGGGAAAGUGGAGGCGCGAAUUAAGAGGUUCAAUCUGGCGCAGGCUGGAGGGGGAGGAGCGGGGGGAGGAGCGGAGGAGGACGACGAGGUGGCGUGGCUGCGCUCUUUCAGGUACGAUUGCCUCAAGGAUGAAAUGGUCAUUUCAGGCAUCUUCGUCCGCGGGUACGCCGCUGGCAGCUGGGAAAACUUUGACCUGCCCGACGGCCGUGCGUUUCUCAUGGCUCUUCAGGACUACCUUCGCUGCUCCCUGCCCAUCAUCUCCUCCCAAUCCUCCUCCUCUUCUUCCAACCUCAUCACUCCUCCAUCUCCUAGCAGCAUCGUCACCACUUCAGCAGCUGCCUUUGCCUCACAGCCUCCCACUAUCGCCGGGUUCCUAAUGGUUCUUAAAGCCCUGGCGGAGUGUAUUAGGUACGCGGUAGAGGACGGGAAGAGGGGCAUGUUGGCUCACAUAGACUAUCUCCUUCUUGCGGAAAUUUUGGCGGCUGCCCCGGAUACGCUUCCAACUGCCCGGCGGCUGGUCGUGGGCAUCGCACAGAUUGUUUCAGGUGCCCCUACGAGCCGAGAGCAGCUGCUGGGGUCGUCUUUGCUGCCUGUUUUGGCAAGGCAGCUAUGGAGAUCAGUCACCAUACCAGGAACGGGAGUGGAAGAGGGUGUGGCGGCACCAGAAGGGGAGGAGGAUUUUAGAGCAGGGUUGAGUGAACUGGCGCUGGCGAUUCUCGAUGCUGUUUUGGAUCUGAGUGUGGAAAUGGCAGCGGUUGUAGCGGUUACCAACCAUUUUAGUUCCAGCAGUCUGCUUCUCGUGCUGCUCGCGCUCUUCCUCCGGGUCCCGCUGCCGCCGUUCAAGGGCACCUCGAAAAAAGCAGCCGCGCAGGCGUGGAGCGAGGCAGAGGAGGCAGGAGUGCUGGACACGGCACAGUUUCGAGCUGCCCAGAUUCUCGGGCAGCUGCUGCUGGCGGCCUGUGGAGUGCAGGACCGGGCGAAAUUUAUCGCGGGGAUUGAGGAGGAGGGGGUAGAGUCAGCAACAGCAUUGGGUGACGGUGCGAACGGGAUUGAUAACCUAUCUGUGGAUGAGGAGGUGUUUUCCGACCCUCAUGGGGACGUUCGGGACAUCCACAAUCUGAUUUCGCUCCUGGAGCCAGGUGCGGCACCAGCUGUACCUCUCAUCUCGGUUCGGGUGCUGUACUUGCUGCUGCCGAUGCGAAUCCUCUCGCUCCUCAUGUCCGAUCCUGAGGGGGCCUGCCGGGCUAUUGGUUCCCCGAGCUGCACCCCGCUGCUUGUGUGGAACGAUGCUUCAGCGAGAAGGGCGAGAGAUGCAAUCAAGAGGGAGGCAGAGGAGGUGCUGAGGAGGCACGAAGGGGAGGUGAGUGAGGGGAAGCAGCAGCUGGGGCUGCCUAUGUGGGAUCUAGAAGCUGGGGAGGAGAUGGACGGUGGCAGUGCGGGGAGGGGCAGGGAGGAAGCAGCUGCGUUCCGACCCUUCUUCCUGCAGUACGUGCGAGAGAGCAUCGAGUUGGCAAAGGAUGAAGGGGAGGGAGCGACAGGAGGAGCCGAGGCGGCGGAAACGCUGUUUUCGGAGCAGGAAAAGGCGGGGUACGUUCCGGAAAUGUACAUUGGUGGGUGCUAUGUGGACCAGUUAUUGCGCCAGCCGAGAUUUGAUCUCGGGAAGCGAGUGGAGCUGCAACUGGUGAGGGAAAUUCGGAAGGCUAUAGUCACUGCUGCACCAAACGAAGGCAAGAGAUAUGAGGAGUUUACCACAGCGGAUCGUAGAAGGCUCCUUCUGGCCCUGCUCGCCCUUUUCCAGAGCCGCCCGCACCUGCUGACCAUCACCAACACGGACAUUUUCCUGCCCGUGACGGACUUUUUCACGUCGGGCAGCGGCGAGGAGCGGCGUGCGCUGCUGCAAGCGGGCGUGUUACUGUUCCUGCGCAUGGUUACGUCGAAUGAUGUGGCGGAUUUCGUCUCUUCUGAAGAGCUCAUUUCGCUUCUCUCGAAGCUGCUGUUGCUGGAGGUACCGGCUGGGAGACAGGGGCAAGCUGCUACAGAUCCAAGGGUUUGCGCUCUGAUGCUCAUGCAGAAGCUGUUCAGACUUUCCUCAAAGGCUGUUGAGUUGGGGUUGCAGCAUCAGGUGGUUGAUCGGCUGGCGUCUCUUGUACUCGAUACAGAGAACUCCAUUAUUGUGCGUGCGCGCGCUGCUGCUGUGCUGGGCGCUAUGGCUGGAGAGAGGCGGCUGGGGCCUGAGAUUACAAGGCAGGCGGAGAGGAUUUUACCGGAGAGUUACAAGAAUCAUAUCGCUUGGAAGGUUGGGUUCUUGAAGCAAGGGGCAGAAGAGAUCGGGCAGAAAAGCGUGCCGACACUUUCAGAGGAGAUUGAGGUUAAAACCAUGCGGCACUUACUUAAGUACCCGCUACCUUGUGCAUGGUGGACAACGGAUAUUCCUGAGGACGGGGGGAUGGAAGGAGGAGGGGAUGGGGGUGGUGGGGAAGGGGAGGAUGUGAACAGCGGUCCGACAGCUGUUGUGGAAGCUGCCUUGAUGUUUCCUGCUGCCAGGCUGGAUGCAUGGAAUGAUGAGGUGGACGGGGCUUUAAGGCAUGGGUUGGCAGCAGCUGCUCUCACCAACACACGGAAUGUGAGGAUUCUGAGGAAGAAGCUGGCUGGGGCGAAGGGGGUGCUGGUGGAGGUAGAACUGCAGUUCCAACCUCCCCCAGGUGCUGCCGCGAGAGCCAAGAAGGGGGAGACUGCAAGGACGUCGGUGGAUGAUCCGACGAAAGCCGCCCGGACGUUCAAGCAGAGGUUGGAGACUCAGCUGGGGGUAUGCUUGCUCCAGAGGUGUUUGAGUCGAUGGGUCAUCCGGCUGUUCGCUCCUCGACGGUUAGAAGCUGGGGCCGAUGAUCUGGUGGUUGUGCUGUUGUUAUGCAUCUCGAAUUUCAUCAUGUGUCGAUGGGUAACCCGGCUGUUCGCUCCUCAACGGUUAGAAGCUGGGGCCGAUGAUCCGAUGGUGGUGAUUGUGUUAUCGGUACACUUUACAAGAAGGCUUCAUAUGGGUUUACCAGAGGUUGGAGAAGUAAAAUGGGGGAGUAUAUAA